This is a messenger RNA of Spodoptera littoralis (African cotton leafworm), 627 nucleotides long. Lineage: Eukaryota; Metazoa; Arthropoda; Insecta; Lepidoptera; Noctuidae. The record is from the annotation of a GenBank genome assembly.
AUGGCUAGUACCUCUACAAACGAGCUCUGUUUUUUCCUCCGUAUAAAACAUUUUCCACCGGUUAUAGAUGGAAGAAUUAAUAUACAAGAAUUUAUAGAAGCAUCUACGGAUUUAGUUGCAGUAGUAGAACGCCUUGGCUCAGUAUUCGCUCCUGUAAAGUUUGAUAUGCAAGGAAAUAUCGACAAAUUAAAAAAUCUUUACAAAUAUGACGACAAUUCUUGCUUACUGGAGCUAAUGCUUGCUGAAAAUGCUAAUGGUUCGCCUGUUGCAGCUGAAGGUGUACUGUGGCUAAACAGGGCCUUGCUAUUUUUUGAGAUUUUGUUUUCACAAAUCCUGUCGCACGUUCAAGCCAAUGAUAUUGAUAUAAAUAUGAAAAAAAUAUUUACUGUGGCUUAUGAGGGGUCUGUGAAAAGAUAUCACAACUGGGUCACCCAACAAAUAUUUUCUUUUAUAUGUAAAAUGUCCCCGACUCUUCCUCAAGUAAUGAAAUCUUUUGAAAUGGACAAUGACUUGAAAGGAUUCGAAACAAAAAUUGAAAGCUUCCACAAAACUUUGCAUUUAGUUAGACAGAAAAUUGAUGAGUUCUUUACAGAGAAUAAUCUAUUCACUGAACAAAUAAAGAAGUAA